Messenger RNA from Thrips palmi, 2810 nucleotides. RefSeq names its product protein zntC-like. The record is from RefSeq and is a predicted model, not a curated record. The transcript has 3 exons. Gene Ontology annotation, molecular function: zinc ion transmembrane transporter activity. Gene Ontology annotation, biological process: zinc ion transmembrane transport. Gene Ontology annotation, cellular component: plasma membrane. The coding region runs from base 358 to 1839 and encodes 493 amino acids. NCBI's taxonomy places the organism in Eukaryota, Metazoa, Arthropoda, Insecta, Thysanoptera, Thripidae.
ACUACUUUUACUUUCAUUGGAUCUCGAACGGGCCAAAACAAACAAGACACAAUUCAAUUCGUCCGCGUAUACUGGCUGUGGACUAAAAGGAUUAAGUUUAUUUUUCCUGUGUACAUAUUAUUUUUGUGUAAAUAUUUGUGUGAGUGUCACCGCGGGUGUGUGACCCGGUGUGACCACUAGCUGGUGAAGUGCAAAGACCACGCAGAUGCGGUUUUGCCACCGUCUUCACGACGGAGAUCCCCAUCAACAACAACCCACCCGGACGGAGCACACCGACAGCAACAAGCUCGGGUGACGCGGCUGUGAGGACGAUCAGUCCUGCGAGGAAACGCUAGCCAUUCGGACUACGGCCUGACCAUGGACCACGAUCACCACGACCACCAUGAUCACCACGACCACCACGACCAUGUCCACGUGAUGGGUGGCAUCCGGAACGCAUCGGGUGACCCACUGCGCGGCAUGGCGCCCCACGACCUCAUCAUGGCCAAGGUGGUGUCCAUGGUGGUGCUGGGGCUGGUGUCCUUCCUGAUCGGCGUGCUGCCCGUCAAGCUGGCCUCGUGGUUCCACUUCGGCGACGACAUGAUGUCGGGCAAGCGGGCGCGCGCGCACGCCCUGGUCAUCUCCCUGCUGCUGUGCUUCGGCGGCGGCGUGCUGCUGUACACCACGUUCGUGCACCUGCAGCCCGAGGUGCGGCAAGGCUUCGACGCCCUGCGCGAGGCGGGCAAGCUCCCCGCCGAGGACAUGCACCUCGCCGAGCUCACGUUCUGCGCGGGCUUCUUCCUGGUGUACAUCGUGGAGGAGCUGGUGCACCUGAUGCUGGACGGCCGCGCGGGCCACGACCACGACGAGGACGACAAGGACGUGGUGGUGGUGCACCGCACCAUGAGCCUGCGCCGCUGCAACAACAACGCAGAGGAGGGCCUGCAGCGCCACCACAACAUGGGCGGGCCCAACCAGAUGAUCCCCCGCGCCAUCCUGGCCCCGGGCGUCCCCGCCAAGCAGAGCCCGCUCGGCCCGCUGGAGGCCGGCGUGGUGGCGACGCCGCCGCGCGUGGACGCGGCCCGGAAGAGCAUCACGUCGAGCACGGAGGGCCUCAUCAACGGCGGCUCCUCGCCGCUCGGCAGCCACCUCGGCUCCACCGCGUCGUUCCCGGCGCCAGACAUGCACGCGCACGCCCACGCGCACGGCCACCUGCACCACCACCACCACGGCCAGCUCAAGGCGAAGGUGGUCCCCAAGUCCAUGCGCGGCUUCCUCACCGUGCUGGCGCUGUCCUUCCACGCCGUGUUCGAGGGGCUGGCCGUCGGGCUCGAGUCCAGCCCGGGCAACGUGUGGUACCUGUUCGGCGCCAUCGCCACGCACAAGUUCGUCAUCGCGUUCUGCGUGGGCGUGGAGCUGGUGACGUCGCGGACGCGCCUGUCGCUCAUCCUGGUGUACGUGGCCACCUUCGCCGUGGUGUCGCCCAUCGGCAUCGCCGCCGGCCUGCUGCUCGGCGCGGACCCCGGCGCCGGCGAGGGCGUGGCCGCCGUGGUGCUGCAGGGCAUGGCGGCGGGCACACUGCUCUACGUCGUCUUCUUCGAGAUCCUGCAGCGCGAGCGCGCCUCCGAGCAGAGCGGCGUCUGCCAGCUCCUCGCCAUCAUGGUGGGCUUCGGCGUCAUGCUCGCCCUUGGGAUGACCUCGAGUCACAGCCACUCCCACGGCGGCGGCCACGGCGGCCACCAGCACGACCACCACGACCACGACGACGACCCCCUCCAAGCAUCGACGGCCGUCCCCGCCGCGGCCGCCCGGGCCGCCAUGCACGUGGCCGAGGCCCUGACGGCCAGGAUAGCGAGCUGAGGUGGAGCCCGACGAGUUACAAGACCGCCUGUGAUGUGAACCCGUGUGUGUGAGCGAGUGUGUUUGUGUGUAUGAAUGUGUGUGUAGGUAUGUGUGUGAGUGUAAAUGAAGCGCCGUGGUGGAGUCAAAUGGCUGCCUUAAUGUGGACUUUUAAAAGCAGUUAACUUUAGGGCCCUCCCUGUGCAGCUUUUUAAUCUACUUGACUGAAUUUGAACCGACGUGCGGCGCAAAGGCAUUCCACGUCCGUUUUCGGACAGGGCCGAAAUGGGGAACUAUUAUGCUUCAACAGGCCUCACGGGAGAACGACGAUUAAUUUCAGCGCUCUCUUACUUCCUCGAUAUUACUCUCUAAAUGUCAGACUGAAAACGUCCACCCUUGACCAUCCUCCUAUUUAAACAAAAAACGAUUUCAGGGUAGUGAGAUAGUUGUUAGUACAACAACUGCUUAGUGGCAAAUAUACUCUAAGACUAUAAGGCUUCUGUUUAUAGGGGGAAUAGAGCACUUUUGUGUGUUUUAUACAAAUCAACUAUCGAAGUGUAAGAGUUACUCUUUUUUGAAUUUGCUGUAGAAAAGAAGUGAUAUGUAUGAAAUGUUACCCGUUCAUAAGUAAAUUUCCCAUUUUAUUUGACUAUAGUGUGCGUAUAGGAUUUGGGCCCACCACUUUUGCCAAAUCAAAAUAGCACAAGUCAGCAUUUUGAUAGCAUGUGAUUCGACUUAUGACCUCAAUGUGAUUGCUUUAGAAAUGAUUAAUUAAGUUUUUUAGAUUUAAGAGAGCAGAAUUUAAGACAGAAAUGACAGAACUCGCUGCUUAAAAAUGAAUUAUAUUGAGUGAGAGAGAACCACAACGAACAUUAAAGUGUGAGUUAGUCAGAGUUUAGAUGAAAUCAUGACUCAACAGUUAGUUAUUAUGGUGUACAGUUGUCUUAUGCGUGUAUGUACAAAUUAAACACAUUUUCAGUAUUCUCAUAAAA